Messenger RNA from Aspergillus versicolor CBS 583.65, 2481 nucleotides. RefSeq lists its product as uncharacterized. NCBI's taxonomy places the organism in Eukaryota, Fungi, Ascomycota, Eurotiomycetes, Eurotiales, Aspergillaceae. The transcript has 3 exons. The record is from RefSeq and is a predicted model, not a curated record. Bases 1 to 2481 code for a protein of 826 amino acids.
AUGUCCACCCCCGAACGUAAAAGUGGCCAAACAUCAUGGGCGCGUCGCCAACAGCAACAGCAACACAACUCACCUUUCCGACGAGCACGGCGUGAUUCCCUGCAUCUGGACGCGUCCCAUGGCCUUAGUCCUCCCCGCGAUUCUCCUGCGCGACACCGCAGGAACUUUAAUCGGACAGGAACACUGCGAGGGGCGUUUGAGUACACAUCGCGCCUGCCGUUGUCGGAGAUCGAAGAAGACAUCUUUUUACCUCAGAACGUGCAACGAGGCUCACCCCGCAAACGACAACGCAGUGUUACCGCAAUGUCUUCACGUUCCAACCCACCAGAGCUGGAUGAAACGUAUCGGCAGAUCGACGAAGCCCUCAGCCUGACGGAUAAUGAUCUAUCCGACGAUGAAAACGCCCUCUACAUUAACAAAGACAAUAGGUUUAGGAGAUCGGCGGGCACACCGACUACAAAGAGGGAACAACGAUUCUCUACUGCAUCAGAUGCAAGUUUUACAAGUCAGUCGCCGCAUCGUGGGUUCACCGACUACGCGAGGGACGAGGAGCGAUUGAAACGAGCCACGACGGGUCGGUCACCGGUGUUCAACAAGGCCACCAUAGGGGUCGGAUCUUCAUCAGAGCAUCUACAGCGGCGGGAGUUUGGAAGUCCAGGCGCUUCGGAGGAAGAUUAUGGCAUUGAGCCACCAGUCAAAGCACCUUCAACCUGGGGGACUCGAGGAAAAUAUGGCAGUAACUGGAUGAAAAGCCUCAAGCGAAAUCAUGAUCGUGAGGCUGAGUUGACCGAACCCGAGGAGGCUUCUGCGAGAUUGUGGCAUAAAAUCGACUCGAGGCGCGCUGAACGAGAGACUGCGGAACAUCGACAUCUGAUGGAAGAACGCCCGGAAAUCCCACGUUAUGGUCAUCGGUCACCUCAAGUACAAAGUUCGCCUGGACGCAGCGAAGAUUCUCACCAAGGCGGCCAGAGAAUCCCAAAUACGCCUAUUUCGAUAUUCCCAGGUUCAACGUUCACCAAACGCAGCCCGACAAAGCGAGAUUCGCAUGAUCUACUUCGAAAACUUGCGCGAACCGGCAGUCCCAACCAGCAAACCACCGAUUCAGUCCAGACCCCUCAGCAACCGGCGGUGUCAACGGAGAGGCGUGUUUAUGACAAAACACCAGUUGUGACAGGGGCAUGGAUCGAUACACCCAUGAGCCAGCGAGCUCCCGAACCACAGCAUACAAGUGUGAUCAACGCGCUAGGGCCUAACCCUAGUAGUGUUUGGGGAUCAACAAGGCCGGUUAAGACAGAGGAUCAUCAAGAUGAUAUGGACAAUAUCAAACCGAACUUCGAGCCGAUCAAAGAGAAAGAAGUGGUCAAGCAGAACCCAGGAACAGAACAGCCGAAAGAAAGUCCGAUCAAAGCGCGCGGGGAAACGAAGACGACACAGGAAAUCCUCAGGCGUAGAGCACAAGCUCCAGACGCAAUUCAGAAGCCUAUGAAACUACCUCUUCCUGAACACGCUAAGAGUGCCCUGGAAACCGUCUUGGAUGACCACAAAAACAACAGGAACCCUUUGGAUGCCGGUGACGAUACACUCGAAUCUCUUCAGGCAAUUGUAGACCAGCAGCCAAGUGAAGACACUAAAACUCAGGAAGAGGACGAUGCAGCAUAUGAAGAGCAAGUACUCGGAGACGACUCAAAGGAUUCUUCCGACAUGAAGGCCUCGGAAAGUCUUGGAAGAAAGCUACGGUCAUUGAGCGAGAGCUUUUCUUAUGUGAAAUCGGGAUUCAACAAGUUGGAGAACCAAAUAACUCACCACAACGAUUCCUAUACCGCUUCCCUCAGCAAGCCCGCAGUCAAGGCAGCCGGGUCGAAGCCGGCCCAAACACGGCAAGGCUGUGAGUGCAAAACGAACGGCGAUACGCGGGGUGUCAUCUCACUACCACGUUUAUGGGAUCGGGGUAGCGCUUGGUGGAGGGUCCGUCCAACUCGCCUCGGAUGGUGUAUUCUCAUCGCGCUUGGUUGGUACUUUUCGGAAUCUACCAUGUGUGAUUAUUACUGUCACCCAAUUGUCGAGUCCACAUGCGAAGGCAACUGCCUACUUCCGGAUGCUCCUCGUUUUCCAUAUGUGAUCCCGACCAUGACAUGGCGCUGGUUGCACCUGUCGGAUAUCCUAAUUCCUUUAUGGGCAAUAAUUAUCGCGUUCUUUAGACUCUUCACACAGCUACUCGGACUGUCGGAUGGGUACGUGGAUGACGAACCCCUGGCACUCAACCUGACCGGUAAGAUCCGUGUCGAGGGCAACAUGAUGGACAGCUUCGCACCAGCUGCAACUCCGUCCAGCAAGAAUUUCAUUCCGUCAGUGGCUCAUUGGGCAUGGGGACAGACAACGCAGAAUCCGGGUCCCACGAUCGACCUACCCACCGCUAUGAGCUCUGAUAGUAAUACGUUUAAUUGGGACGACGUCUCGAUGGAUGAGGAUGAAUUCCUCUGA